CCCGCUUCCUUGUUGUUGGUCAUGGGUUACGCCCACGACGCCGCCUCGACGCCGCCUGACGCCUUGGCGCCGCCAUGCCGCCGCCACUGACGCCCGCUGACUCACGGAUCCCGAGUCACGGCCGCCACCUGCUUCGCUCGCUGCUUCGCUGUCAUGAACACCCUCUGCCUUUGCCCUCUUCCUUCCUUUACCCUUGCCCUUUCCUUUCUGUUUGCCUGCCUUAGCGCUUUCCCUUCCUUCUGUUUGUUUGUUUCCCGCGCUGUGCUGCCUUGUUGUCUUAUCGCCAGCACGCGCGCUGUCGGUGUUCCCUUCCCGCUUCCUUGUUGUUGGUCAUGGGUUACGCCCACGACGCCGCCUCGACGCCGCCUGACGCCUUGGCGCCGCCAUGCCGCCGCCACUGACGCCCGCUGACUCACGGAUCCCGAGUCACGGCCGCCACCUGCUUCGCUCGCUGCUUCGCUGUCAUGAACACCCUCUGCCUUUGCCCUCUUCCUUCCUUU
Messenger RNA from Polychytrium aggregatum, 500 nucleotides. RefSeq lists its product as uncharacterized. Lineage: Eukaryota; Fungi; Chytridiomycota; Chytridiomycetes; Polychytriales. Bases 154 to 411 code for a protein of 85 amino acids. The record is from RefSeq and is a predicted model, not a curated record. The transcript has a single exon.